This is a messenger RNA of Astyanax mexicanus (Mexican tetra), 6589 nucleotides long. RefSeq names its product kinetochore scaffold 1 (gene knl1). Lineage: Eukaryota; Metazoa; Chordata; Actinopteri; Characiformes; Acestrorhamphidae. Gene Ontology annotation, cellular component: nucleus. Bases 271 to 5793 code for a protein of 1840 amino acids. Gene Ontology annotation, biological process: cell division; protein localization to kinetochore; attachment of spindle microtubules to kinetochore. The transcript is spliced from 23 exons. The record is from RefSeq and is a predicted model, not a curated record.
UUAAAAAACUGUUCAAACGUUAACCGGCGCUGCGCGAGCGGAGUUGAUGCACCCAGAGCGAACAGAGCAGAACCGCGAGUUAUAAUCACAGGGAUUUACACACAGAGCAGCUAAACCAGCGCCUGUCACUCUAACGCUGCGGGUUUAUUAGCUCAUAUCAGUAUUCGGGAGAAAAUCCGCCGUUUUAAUGUUUCUACUGAGUUACUAGCUUCAGCUAACAGGCUAACGAGCGCAGCGCUGUGUUGUAGUUAUCUGGUCUGAAGCUCUCUGAUGGAGAACACGGAGCCGGUCAGAUUCGGGCAUGAACCGGAGGGAAUGUCCAAACGGAGAAUUUCAUCGAUUUUAAAAGCUCCUCGGACAUCCAUGAAAGUGUGUGGAGCUGAUCAGGAUGAACCGGCCCAGGAGGAAACCAGACCAAUUGAAAAGCGUCGAAACUCAAGAAGAGUCAGUUUUGCCACAAAAAACAAUGUUCAUGUCUUCUCAAAAGACAUCAAGGUGGAUUCCCCAGUACUGGAUCCUAUUCAGAAUUUGCAUUUUGUUGGGUUGGACACCAUGGUAAACAUCCCCUUACAUAUCUCACGACUAAGUAAGGAGAAUUUUUUCCCAGCUCCGGUUUUACCAGAUGAACCUGUGGACAGAACUAUACUUCUUGGAGAGGAUACUGGAUACAUGGAUAUGACUCAAAGUCACACAAUUACAAUUGACAAUGAAGUUGGAAUGAACCCAGAAUUCAGCUUCAAUAUUGUGGAAAAUGUCACUGGAUUACAGAAGGUGAAGAGUCAGGAUGAUAUAACUUCCAAAACUAUUGCCCAAAAGGAAGGCGCUAAUGUGCAGUCAGAUUUCAGUGAUUUCCUCGCUAGUAUAUCCAAUCCAGCUUCACAGAAUGCACAAAAUAUUGUGACUUCAUCUUCCAAAAAAAACAGUAAUAAUCUCUGUUUAGAAGAUGCAACCAGUAUAUCCAUGGACAAGGAAAAUCUCCUGCCAUCUCGGUUAACCAAGAAUGUGCAUUGUACCAUUUCUGCACCCAAUUCUCAGCCAAUAGGGCUUCAGCCAAGAAGUUAUACAGCUUCAUUUCUGGAGCAGGAGAACAUGGACCUGACCAAGAGUCAUACCGUUGUCAUUGGUGGGAGAGGGCCUGCUCACCAUGAUGCAUAUCCAGUGUGUAUGAAUCCUAAAAGUGCAGCUUUGAUGGCACAGUCCUUCUCAAAGGAUUCAGAUGACAUGGAGAUCACUCAUGUUCACACUACUACAAUCAACUUCAAAGAUGUUCGCAGCAAGCAACUGGUUGUGGAUGAUAACACAUCACAUUUUGCCGGUGAUACUAGUAGUAGGAUGAUCAUGACCCAGGUUCUUGAUGGAUGUCUACAAGAACAAGAACGAAAAGUAACUACAGUUGAUGAGCCAGUUUUCUCCCAAGCACAUAUGUCCUCUUUUAAUCGCUCUCAAAACAGGAAUGUAUCUGAUCGAAGCAAAAUUGACCAAUUUCAGAGUAAUAUUUCAAAUGCCACCAUGGCUUUUUCUGAUGACAUGGAAAUAACACAAGCCAACACUGUUUUUCUUGAUCUCAAAGGUGAAGAAUUGUUUUCAAAAUCAAGGAAAGAUUCAUCUUUUGCAACAUCAUCAUCUAGGACUAAUGACAGUGGCAGAGCACUGAUUGCUUCAGAACAGCAAAGUGUCCUUCUUUUAGAGAAAGAACACGGAAGCCAAAAACAUGUGAGAACUACUGAAAAUACCAUAGUUUUCAAUGAUCAAAAUGACUUAAUGGAAUUAACAUGUCAAGCCAAUUCCUCAGUCAUGGUUAUGUCUCCCAGUCCUGAUGAAAUGGAUUUGACAGGAUGCAACAUUGCGACCAUAGAUGCAGAAAAUAUAUUGCCAACAACUGGAGUAAAGUCGACAAAACGGACAUCCUUUAUGUCAGUACCGACUGUCUCUGUGGAAGCCAAAAAGGUUGACUUUGCUCGGAGUGACUCUACUGUUCCUCACAUGGAUGAUGAUGAUGAAAUGGAAAUGACACAAUGUCAGACUGUUGUGCUUGAAUCCAAACACUGCAUGCAACAGACGUCCUUCAGCAACUCAAGAAAAUCCUUCUCCGUCAGGUCAGGAUCCUGCAGAAGUGAUGUUGGCAGCAGUGAUUGUGAGGAGAUGGCUCAUAAACUCUCUGUUUUUACUGAACAGAACAGGUCUUCAGAUUUUGAGGGGAAGACUGAUUACAUGGACAUGGAUUUGACUGGAUGCAAUAAUGUGACCAUAAACCCAAAACAUAUUUUGACAACAAGUGGGGUAAAGUCAAGAAAACAGACAUCCUUCAUGUCAGCACCAACUGUCUCUGUGGAAGCCAAGAAAGUUAAUUGUGUUCAGGGGGACACUACCGUUACUCACAUGGAUGAUGAAAUGGAAAUGACAAAAUGUCAGACUGUUGUGCUGGAAUCCAAAAACUGCAUAAAACAGAUACCCUUCAGCAGCUCAAAGAAAACAUUAUCUUUUUUCUCAGGGUCCAGCAGAAGUGAUGUUGGCAGCAGAGAUGGUGAAGAAAUGGCUCAUACACUAUCUGUACAUACAGAACACCACUGGUCCUCAGAUUUUGAGAGGAAGACUGAUUACAUGGACAUGGAUUUGACAGAAUGCAAUAAUGUGAACAGAAACCCAGAAAAUAUUUUGCCAACAAGUGGGGUAAAGUCGAGAAAACGGACAUCCUUCAUGUCAGUACCAGCUGUCUCUGUGGAAGCCAAGAAAGUUAGCUGUGUUCAGAGUGACUCCACAGUUACUCGCAUGGAGGAUGAAAUGGAAAUGACAAAAUGUCAGACUGUUGUGCUCAAAUCCAAAAACUGCGUAAAACAGAUACCCUUCAGCAGCUCAUGCAAUACGUUAUCUUUUAUCCCAGGGUCCUGCAGAAGUGAUGUUGGCAGCAAAGAUUAUAAGGAGAUGGCUUUUAAACUUGCUGUACAAAGUGAACAGCACAGGUCUUCAGAUUUUGAGAGGAAGUCUGCAACCUGUAUUGUACCUUCAGCAAACACAUUUCACCAGGAUCUGCCUGACGGCAUGGUGUCUGCAGUACAAGUUGAUAUGGAUCUGACGGGAUGCAACACAAUCUCUAUUGACACAAAAAGUCCCACCGUUGCAGGCGCUUCACAUAGUUUGACCCAAGACCCACUUGAGGUAUUGUCUUUCAGGCCAGUUGCGUUGGCUAAGGAUCAAAUGGAAAUGUCUGAGGUCGGUGAAAAGACAGAAAAAGUAGAUGUGGACACUAGAACUCCUGUAGUCAGUCAGAAAGAGGUAAGCCUGGCUGACUUGGGCGUGGACAAAGACCAAGCAGUUGUAACUAAUUUCAAUCACUUCGAAGCCUCAUGUGUCAAUAAUGUAAAGGAGGGGUCAUCACUUGCUACAAACAUAGAGCCGUCUGAAGAAGACUGUGAUAUGGAAAUGACUAAAGCCAUGACUGUGCCUUUAAAAUUGGGAGAAAUUGUGAAAGAAAAUGAUCUGUCUGCCACCACUGCCCAAAGGACAGACCAUGCUCUGCCAGAAAACCAAAAUACAAAAUUGACACCUAUCAUAACAGAAGGUUUUGCAGCCGAGUCUGAGCUUUGUGUCAAGAAUGACAAACCAAACUCUGCUAAGUCCAGACGUAGGAGUCUAGCUGAUCUACAAGUAAAACUUCAGAACAUUGCACAAUGCAUCAACGAACCCGCCGAAAUUCAGACGAGAAGUUAUACAGCACCUUUAUCUCACCUCACCGAUUUUGAGGCAUGUCCAGGUGAACUUUCUGAGAGAGACACAUCAACAGAAAUUCAGGAAACUCCUACACUGAUAAAUACUGCCAGCUCUGCUAAUAUUGAGAGCACCGCGCCAUUUAAUCUCAAGAGCUUUCUUACAGCAAGACUGUCACUCGGUGGCAUCACACCGAAACUUCCUUCACGAUCCAAAUCUGCAAGCCCGAAUCAAACAGAACCUAUUUGCACCAAUAGAUUUCAAAGUCUGCAGUUGGAGGCACAUAUGGAUGGCGAUAUACAGAAUAGCUAUGAUGUAAUGAACAUGAUUGAAGACGAGGUGCUUCCUGAAGAAGAUUUUUCUGAUACUGUGAUGAGCUAUCUCAGCAGUAAGAAGGAUGAACAAGAUGUUGCUGCAGUGGCACCCUCGGGUGAGGUUGCUGUUCAGGCAAAUGAGUUUGAAAGCUUGCCUGAAAAAAGUUUAUGUGAAGUAGAAGAUUCUGCGGCUGAGGGAGAACUAAAAGAAACCAAUGACAUUGUGUGGUGUAGUAAUUCCACAGCAGCUGGUUUUCCAAGUGCUUCAAGCCACAUAACCAAAACAAUCGAUGAAACAAGCUCUAGUGGCAGUUCAACCCAUAUAAAAUGUGACAUCAUCUCAGAAUCAACUCUGAAGAACUCCCAGUUUGAUUCACAGAUGGAUGGGACAUUUGAACAAGAAUUUGAUUUCACCAAGACACUUGCAGAUGGAAGCAUCACAGUGAAUGAGUUCUUAAGCCACUUUGGUGCAAACUCUGUAAUUCACAAAUCACGACCCAGUGCUCUUCCUGAAAAUUUUAGAAUCACCCAAACCAACACACUGAUGGACCUGCUCAGGGAAAAAUACAUUUUCCGUCCAAAGCAGAGAGUAUAUGAAGCAGAUUGCCAGAAACUGGCAGAACUUGCAGAGGGGUUUAAAAUGCAGAUGACAGAACAAGAUAAAGCACUAAAAGAUGUCAAUGCAGCAGUUCUACAAGAUGUGUGCGCCUUCUCAGGUGUCCAGCUACAGAAAUUUGGUGGAAAGCUGAAAGAGCGAAGGGGAAACUUCAGAAAGAGAAGCAAGGCACUUUCUCAUGAGAUAAAGGAAGCCUUGUACUCUGAACUCUGUAAAACGACUCAGGAGUCAAAACAGAAGUUGGUGGAUAAAAUCUCAAAGACCAAUGAAAUUUUGAAAGACCUAGAUGGAUGCAUUAUUGACCUGGAAUCUGAACUGGAAUCAGUGAGCAGUAUACUGACGGGCGAUCAACAUUCCCUAAGUGAAGAUGAGUCGGCUUUAAAAGCAAAGAAACGGGAGCUUGAUGUUCUUAAUUCAGAUGUUGUAGAGACAGAAAAACUAAUUUGUGACCUAGAACGUCAGCGGGUUUCUUCUGAGAGCCUUUUGGGGAACCUGCAAGAAGUCGUCAAAGAAUUUGAAAACCGUAUCAGAACUCUGAACAGUUUGAAUGAGUGGCAGUUUUGUGAGCGUGAGGAAAACACGGCUGUUUUCAGCUUUCUUCACAAUACUGUUGAAAUGGAAGUAAAAUUGAAAAACCCUGGUGAAAGGGGAUGGAUCUGUGAUGUUGAACAGGAUGUGGAUCUAUCAUUCAGGUUUUUAUUGAAUGGUGACGCAUCGCAGCCUCAUGCCCGCAUGGUUCAUGUGUUGCUUGCAGAGCACAUUAAAGCCCAACCUACGUGGACUCAGAAGUACCCAACCACACGACACAUACCAGUGUUACUCCAUAAUGUCAGCUUGGUGGUGAGCAGACUUCGACUUCUAGGUGAAGAAAUCCACCAGUUGAAGAAAUGGGGAGGAUUGAGAUUUGACAUCCUACACUUCAAUUGUUCGGAUACACUAGUUGAGAUUGUUUUCUCCAGUAUCAAGGCCUGUGCCAAAUUUGAGCUAAGUCUGACUGUAACUCCAGACUAUCCCUUGAAUCCCCUUCAAAUGCAGAAGUUUCAAAAUCUCAUUGGGAAAACAAGAGUUGACCAGAUUGAAGAUGUCUUGUGCUCUGUUACGCCGGCAAAGAAUUAUCUGACUAACCUCAUAAAGAAGAUUCAUGCUGAUCUUCUGUAAAAGGACUUGUGUGACCUGCAAUUUUUUGUUUAAUGAGCAAUGAAAAGUGCAAAAAAAAACAGAUGAAUAAAAAUUUUAACCAGCAUUUUUUAACACUUGCGUGUGUAAUUUAACUUCUUGUGAGCGCAAAUGUGAAACUUGCAAGCAAAAAAAGUGAAUUGUGUGCGCAGUGAAUAAAAUAUUGCUCUCAAGCUUCAUUUUUAAUCCUCUCAGGUGUUUUUUUUUUCUCUCUCUUUCUUCGUCUCGAAGUCACCGUUCUCCUGUGGCAGCAGUUUGUGAGCGAAGGGUUGUUUGGAUGAUAGCAUAGGCAGCUAGCUAACUCUCCUGCUGUCCUUCUUUCUCCACCCUCCUCAGGCUCUGGGAGGUAGGCGGUCCUUCACAAACCCCAGGAGAUAUCAGCCAAUAGUGUUCGCUGAGGGAGGUGAUCCUGACUCCGCCCCCAAACUGUCAAAACCACCCCUUUCAAAAGUCAAGGGGCGAAAAAAUCACCCGCGCACAAACUGCAGCCACAGGAGAACUGAUUUCGAGAUGAAAGAAAAACCCUAGAGGAGAAAAAUGAAGCUUGAGAGUGAUAUUCUGUUCAGCGUGAACACAAUUCCUUUGCGCGCGAGUUUCACAUUUGUGCUCACAAGAAAUUCAUUUACACACGCAAAUGUUAAAACACGCUGGUUAUUUUUGACAUUGAUGUGACUUUCUUCCACUUCAGUCAUAUUUACACACAACUUGGUCAUGUAUAUACUGUUCAAUGAUAGUUGCUGUAUGUGGAAACUGUCUAAUAAAUGUAUUUUUGCUGUCA